Molecule: messenger RNA, 1768 nt
Organism: Odobenus rosmarus divergens (Pacific walrus)
Lineage: Eukaryota; Metazoa; Chordata; Mammalia; Carnivora; Odobenidae
Gene: TMEM209
Product: transmembrane protein 209
Exons: 15
Coding region: 23-1708 (561 amino acids)
Cellular component (GO): membrane
Source: RefSeq, a predicted model, not a curated record
CCGCGGCUUCCGGCCGAAGAACAUGAUGCAAGGGGACACAAAUCCUAGUGCUUCCCUCAUUGACACAACCAUCAAGAUGAGAAAAGAAACAGAAGCUAAGAAAGUGGUUUUAGCCUGGGGACUCCUAAAUGUAUCUAUGGCUGGAAUGAUAUAUACUGAAAUGACUGGAAAAUUGAUUAGUUCAUAUUAUAAUGUGACAUACUGGCCCCUCUGGUAUAUUGAGCUUGCCCUUGCAUCCCUCUUCAGCCUAAACGCCUUAUUUGAUUUUUGGAGAUAUUUCAAAUACACUGUGGCACCAACAAGUCUGGUUGUUAGCCCUGGACAGCAAACACUUUUAGGGUUGAAAACAGCUGUUGUACAGACUACUCCUCCACAUGAUCUGGCAGCAACCCAGAUCCCUCCCUCUCCACCUUCUCCUUCAAUUCAGGGUCAGAGUGUGUUGAGUUAUAGCCCAUCUCGUUCACCCAGUACCAGCCCCAAGUUCACCACCAGCUGUAUAACUGGAUAUAGCCCUCAGCUGCAAGGUCUGUCAUCAGGGGGCAGCGGUUCCUAUAGCCCUGGAGUGACUUACUCUCCCAUCAGUGGUUAUAAUAAGUUGGCAAGCUAUAGUCCCUCUCCUUCUUCUCCAUACCCUACUACUGUUGGACCAGUGGAGAGCAGUGGAUUGAGAUCUCGCUACCGGUCUUCACCCACCGUUUAUAAUUCCCCUACUGACAAAGAAGACUACAUGACAGACCUACGAACUUUGGAUACUUUUCUUAGAAGUGAAGAAGAGAAACAGCACAGAGUUAAGCUGGGGAGUCCAGACUCGACCUCGCCUUCCACCAGUCCUACUUUCUGGAACUACAAUCGUUCUGUGGGAGAUUAUGCACAAACUUUAAAGAAGUUUCAGUAUCAACUCGCCUGUAGGUCUCAGGCCCCCUGUGCUAACAAAGAUGAAGCUGAUCUCAGUUCUAAACAAGCUGCAGAGGAGGUUUGGGCUAGAGUGACUAUGAAUAGACAACUUCUUGAUCAUAUGGAUUCAUGGACAGCUAAGUUCAGAAAUUGGAUCAAUGAGACAAUAUUAGUGCCAUUGGUACAAGAGAUCGAGUCUGUCAGCACACAGAUGAGACGAAUGGGCUGUCCUGAGCUUCAGAUAGGAGAGGCUAGUAUUACUAGCUUGAAACAAGCUGCUCUGGUCAAAGCUCCUCUCAUUCCAACUUUGAAUACAAUUGUGCAGUAUCUAGACCUUACACCAAAUCAGGAAUACUUGUUUGAAAGGAUCAAAGAACUUUCUCAGGGAGGCUGUAUGAGUUCAUUUCGAUGGAAUAGAGGUGGAGACUUCAAAGGACGCAAGUGGGAUACAGACCUGCCCACUGAUUCUGCUAUCAUCAUGCAUGUAUUUUGCACCUACCUCGAUUCCAGAUUACCUCCACAUCCUAAGUACCCUGACGGAAAAACAUUUACUUCUCAGCACUUUGUUCAGACACCGAAUAAACCAGAUGUGACAAAUGAGAAUGUUUUUUGCAUUUAUCAGAGUGCUAUCAACCCUCCCCAUUAUGAGCUAAUCUACCAGCGUCAUGUCUACAAUCUUCCAAAGGGCCGAAAUAAUAUGUUUCAUACAUUGUUAAUGUUCCUCUACAUCAUAAAGACUAAAGAGUCAGGAAUGCUUGGGAGAGUUAAUCUUGGUCUGUCCGGUGUGAAUAUUUUGUGGAUUUUUGGCGAGUAGUGGGUCAUUUAAUUCCAAACAUUUGGACUUUCUUUGAUUGAACCGGAAGUUGAAUCUAAG